Papilio xuthus (Asian swallowtail) is the source of this 1853-nucleotide messenger RNA. It is a transcript of the gene Desat3, whose product is annotated as acyl-CoA desaturase. The record is from RefSeq and is a predicted model, not a curated record. Gene Ontology annotation, biological process: unsaturated fatty acid biosynthetic process. Gene Ontology annotation, molecular function: stearoyl-CoA 9-desaturase activity; iron ion binding. Bases 239 to 1291 code for a protein of 350 amino acids. Gene Ontology annotation, cellular component: endoplasmic reticulum membrane. The transcript is spliced from 5 exons. NCBI's taxonomy places the organism in Eukaryota, Metazoa, Arthropoda, Insecta, Lepidoptera, Papilionidae.
AAACGAAUUUUCAUUCGCAGUCUUUCGCGACAACUAAAUCUGAACGCAGCUCGUGAACGUUUUCGUUUUUAAAUAUUAAGUUCAGUGUGAAUUGUUUGUGGUUAUUUCAUUAAUUAUAAAAAGGUAUAAAACUUAUUAAUUUAAUUCUAACAGUUUCAAGUUUAUUCGUGAAUUAAUUCGGUGCAGCGGAAUUAAAUUUUCUGGAAUCGUUUUCUUUCAUUAGUGCAAUCAGAAAAAGAUGCCGCCUCAAGGGCAACAAAACGCAGAAUCCUGGGCGCUGUUCGAAGCAGACGCUAAAGCUGCCGAUCCGAUAAUAGUUCCACCGUCCGCUGAGAAGAGGAAAUGGGAGAUAGUAUGGAGGAAUGUCAUACUCUUUGCUCUUUUGCAUUUGACCGGACUGUACGGUGCUUAUCUCUUCUUCUUUAAAGCGAUGUGGUCAACAAGUCUAUUUGCAUUUAUUUUGUACAUUUGCUCUGGGCUUGGUAUUACGGCAGGGGCGCACCGGCUAUGGGCCCACAAAUCCUACAAGGCCAAACUGCCACUGCGGGUGAUGCUUACACUCUUCAAUACAAUAGCUUUCCAGGAUUCCGUGCUGGACUGGGCCCGUGACCAUAGGAUGCAUCACAAGUAUUCGGAAACCGACGCCGACCCUCACAACGCGACUCGUGGCUUUUUCUUCUCCCACGUCGGCUGGCUGCUUGUGAAGAAACAUCCCCAGAUAAAGGCCAAAGGCAAGACGCUUGAAAUGAAUGACCUUUGGGCUGAUCCCGUACUACGUUUCCAGAAGAAGUACUACCUACUGAUAAUGCCUUUAUGUUGUUUCAUUCUGCCCACCUACAUCCCUACACUUUGGGGCGAAUCUUUGUGGAAUGCGUUUUAUGUCUGCGCUGUAUUCCGCUACGUAUAUGUUCUCAACGUGACUUGGUUGGUCAAUUCCUGGGCCCACUUGUGGGGCUCCAAACCUUACGACAGGCACAUAAAUCCCGUCGAAACUAAACCAGUUUCCUUGGUCGUGCUCGGAGAAGGCUUCCAUAAUUAUCAUCACACAUUCCCCUGGGAUUACAAAACUGCAGAAUUGGGAGAUUACUCUCUUAACUUUACCAAAAUGUUUAUAGACAGUAUGGCCAAGAUCGGUUUGGCUUACGACUUGAAAACUGUAUCAACUGAGAUUAUCGAGAAGAGAGUAAAGAGGACUGGUGACGGAAGCCAUAGUGUAUGGGGCUGGGAUGACAAAGACGUUAACGCAGAAGAGAAGAAAGUUGCUCAGAUAAUAAAUCCCAAAGAAGAAUGAAAGGAACACGUUAACAAUUGAAUGUUCUAUGCUAAGCUGUAUAAGUCACAAUAGAAUUAGAUUAACUGAGUCGAAUGUGACAGAUUUGUGAUAAUUUCAAUAAGUCUGCUAUGUCAUGUAAUCUUUGUUUUUUUUUGUAAGUCCGAUUAGAAUAUAUAUAACGGAGAUUUUAACAUCUUCGUGAAGCAAUACAGAUGACAAUCAUAAAUAUAGCUUACCUACAUAUUUUCUAUUUUUAUACUUUGAAAUAUAAAAAUAUAAAUGUAUUUGUAGAUUUCGGGUAAAUGUGCUAAAAAUACGAGACAUUUUUGGCUUCAUUGGCUAAGGUUGCAAUGGCUUUGUAAUUGCAUUGCUCAAUAUAAACAUAAGUGUAUGAGUUACGAAGUCAAGUAGGUUUUAGGUAGAUUAUUAUUUAUUAUCCUGGAUAACCAAAUAUAAAAUAAACUAUUGUAUCAAAUUAAAAUUAAGAUAGUUAAUGGUAACGUUUGUCGUAAUAAUACUGUUUUGUAAUAUUUAUUAUUUAUACAUAAACGAAGCUAAUUAAAUGGUGUUUUAUAUUCUA